Mollisia scopiformis is the source of this 3240-nucleotide messenger RNA. RefSeq names its product ATP-dependent protease La. Gene Ontology annotation, biological process: mitochondrion organization; protein catabolic process; chaperone-mediated protein complex assembly. Gene Ontology annotation, molecular function: single-stranded DNA binding; ATP hydrolysis activity; serine-type endopeptidase activity. The coding region runs from base 1 to 3240 and encodes 1079 amino acids. Gene Ontology annotation, cellular component: mitochondrial matrix. The record is from RefSeq and is a predicted model, not a curated record. The transcript has 3 exons. Lineage: Eukaryota; Fungi; Ascomycota; Leotiomycetes; Helotiales; Mollisiaceae.
AUGUUAUACGGCCAAAAUCUGCCAUGGCGGGUUGCGCUCCGGAGCUCGACGAGGGCUUCUGCACAUGGGACGAGUAGAUUUACAAGGCCGAGAGCGGGGAUACGGCCUUCUUUUGUCCCAAGACAGCUGUCGUUGACGGGGACAUCGAAUUUCUCGACUUCGCCUGCGAGGCGGAAAGAUGGGUCUGGGGCGAAGGGGACGAAGGAUCCGGUAGAAGAGGUGCUGGAGGAGGAUAAGGAGAAGAAUGAGGGGAAAGAAGAGAGUGUGGCAGAGGUUAAGAGCAAGAAUCCGGAAUCGGCGUCCCAGGGUGGCAAUGCUGCUGCUGCUUCUCCUCCUGCAGAUGGGAAAGGAAACAGUGCGUCUGGAGAGUCAGGGGAUGGAGCGAAGAAGGGACGAAAGACGUCGAAUGAGAAAGCGUUGUCGAAACCUUCGGUGCCGGAUGUAUAUCCUCAAGUCAUGGCGAUACCGAUUACGAAGCGACCGCUGUUCCCUGGGUUCUAUAAAGCGGUUACGGUGCGGAACCCGCAGGUCGUGGCGGCGAUUCAGGAUAUGAUGAAGAGGGGGCAGCCGUAUAUUGGGGCGUUCUUGUUUAAGGAUGAGAAUGCAGAUGGGGAUAUUAUUGAUAGUGUUGAUGAUGUUCAUGAUGUGGGUACGUUUGCACAGAUUACGAGCGCUUUUCCGGUUGGAGGGGAUGAUGGGGCGUUGACAGCGGUCUUGUAUCCUCAUCGACGGAUCAAGAUGUCUUCAAUGGUUACUCGGGAUAAAGUUGGGAGUGAGGCGAAGAAAGUAGACUCUCCGUCUGCAGAGUCUCCCGUGCCCGAGGUCAUUCCGACGAAGCCAAAAGAAGAGGGGACACAGGAUAAGAAGGGGGAUGUUGUGGCAAGUUUCGAGGAGGGCGUGGUUCAACAAAAAACCGCUGCUUCACCAGCGCCAUACGACCCGACUUCUUUCCUGCACAAGUACGCAGUCAGUCUUGUCAAAGUUGAAAACUUGACCGAGGAGCCACAUGAUCCCAAGAGUCCUGUUAUUCGAGCCGUCACCAACGAGAUCGUCAAUGUCUUCAAGGAAGUUGCUGGUUUAAAUCAGUUAUUCCGAGACCAAAUCUCUACGUUUUCCAUGAGCCAGUCAGCUGGGAAUGUCAUGCAAGAGCCGGCAAAGCUCGCUGAUUUCGCAGCUGCCGUCUCUGCUGGCGAGGUUGAUGAGCUUCAAGAUGUUCUUGAAACGCUGAAUGUGGAAGAAAGGCUACAGAAAGCUCUUGUCGUCUUGAAGAAGGAGCUCAUGAAUGCGCAAUUACAAGCAAAGAUCUCGAAGGAUGUUGAGAAAUCGAUACAAAAGAGACAACGAGAAUACUGGCUAUUGGAACAGAUGAAAGGUAUCCGGAAGGAACUUGGUAUCGAAUCAGAUGGAAAAGACAAGUUGGUUGAGAAAUUCAGAGAAAAGGGCUUGAAGCUUGCGAUGCCGGAAGCUGUCAAGAAGGUUUUCGAUGAAGAGUUAAACAAACUGGCCCAUCUUGAGCCAGCAGCAUCCGAAUUCAACGUCACAAGGAAUUACUUGGACUGGCUUACUCAAAUUCCGUGGGGUCAGAGAAGUGCAGAGAACUUUGGAAUCAAGAAUGCGAUGACGGUUCUCGAUGAAGAUCAUCACGGAUUGAAAGACGUGAAAGAUCGUAUCCUGGAGUUUAUUGCUGUUGGCAAGCUACGAGGGACUGUUGAAGGCAAGAUUUUAUGCUUUGUCGGCCCUCCAGGUGUUGGAAAGACUAGUAUUGGAAAGAGUAUCGCUCGAGCUCUCAACAGACAGUACUACCGAUUCAGUGUGGGAGGUCUCGCAGAUGUUGCUGAAAUCAAGGGUCAUCGAAGGACCUACGUUGGCGCUCUACCUGGACGAAUCAUUCAAGCGUUGAAGAAAUGCCAGACUGAAAAUCCACUGAUCUUGAUUGAUGAGAUUGAUAAACUUGGUAGAGGCCAUCAAGGAGACCCCGCUUCGGCGCUUCUGGAGUUGCUGGACCCCGAGCAGAACAACUCGUUCUUGGAUCACUACCUGGAUGUCCCAGUCGACCUUUCCAAGGUCCUCUUUGUUUGCACAGCAAAUAUGACUGAUACUAUUCCACGACCUCUGCUCGACCGUAUGGAAAUGAUCGAGCUCUCGGGCUACGUGGCCGACGAGAAGAUGGCGAUCGCCGAGCGAUACCUUGGACCCGCAGCGAAAGAGCUGGCUGGUCUCAAAGAUGUUGAUGUCAACCUCAGCAAGGAAGCCAUCGAAGAGCUCAUCAAGUCAUACUGCCGAGAAUCUGGUGUACGAAACCUCAAGAAGCAAAUCGAGAAGGUUUAUCGCAAGUCUGCAUUGAAAAUUGUGCAGGAUCUUGGUGAGAGUGUCCUCCCAGAAGCCGACGCUUUGACGGCCGAGGGCAAAGCUGCCAUGGAAGAGUCGAAGAAGGACGAAACGGAUGUCAAGGAGACAUCAGAAAAUAUCGAGAAGGAGACUACAGAAAUACCACGAGUCAGUCUGAAUGUCCCAGAUACUGUACAUGUGACUAUCGACAGAGAGAAUCUGAAGGAUUAUGUCGGUCCACCCGUCUUUACCUCAGAUCGCUUGUACGACAUCCCUCCACCAGGUGUCGCCAUGGGUCUUGCCUGGACGCAGAUGGGCGGCGCUGCUCUCUAUGUCGAAUCGAUAUUGGAAAGUGCUUUGAGCUCUGAUUCUCGUCCUGGCAUGGCCACGACUGGCAACCUCAAGAAUGUCAUGAAGGAAUCGACUGUCAUCGCAUACUCGUUCGCCAAGUCAGUGAUGGCCAACAAGUUCCCAGAUAACCACUUCUUCGACAAAGCAAAGGUCCACCUCCACUGUCCUGAAGGCGCUGUUCAGAAGGAUGGACCAUCUGCCGGCAUCACAAUGGCAACGUCAUUACUGUCUCUUGCCCUGAACCAGCCACUAGACCCCACUAUCGCCAUGACUGGUGAACUUACAGUGACAGGUAAGGUGUUAAGGAUUGGGGGUCUUCGAGAAAAGACCGUGGCAGCUCGACGAGCCGGAUCAAAGAUGAUCAUCUUCCCAGCCGACAACAUGUCGGACUGGCUGGAGCUCCCUGACAAUAUCAAGGAAGGGAUCGAAGGCCAUCCGGCCACAUGGUACUCUGAUGUCUUUGACCUAGUCUUCCCGAACGUCAACGCCGAGGAAGCUAAUAACCUAUGGAAAUCCCAGUUGACGAAACAGAAGGACAAGAGCGACUCGGACGAUGAUUGA